This is a messenger RNA of Sceloporus undulatus (fence lizard), 2680 nucleotides long. It is a transcript of the gene PTPN7, whose product is annotated as protein tyrosine phosphatase non-receptor type 7. Gene Ontology annotation, molecular function: protein tyrosine phosphatase activity. Gene Ontology annotation, biological process: protein dephosphorylation. The transcript has 10 exons. Lineage: Eukaryota; Metazoa; Chordata; Lepidosauria; Squamata; Phrynosomatidae. Bases 187 to 1281 code for a protein of 364 amino acids. The record is from RefSeq and is a predicted model, not a curated record.
AUUUUUCACCCUGCAUGCACAGUUCUUGCAGCCUCAGUGCUUCAAGGGGAGAUGAUGGUUCUGACAACAAUACUGGGUGCUUCUCCAUUUUCAUAGUCUCAUUGACCUGCAUAGUACCUGCUCUCAGGGCUCCAUUAGUUACUUCCCUCUCAUAUCUUAAUACAAAGAAUACUUUGCUGGCACAGCAUGGUCCUGGCUUUUCCAGCAUGUCUCAUAAUUAACGGUUCCAGCAGCCUGCAACGUGAACAAGUGAAAGCAGGAAUGGAGAAAGAUGCCAACAAGAGUCAGGAAGUUAAGAAACAUGUACGCCUGCAGGAUAGAAGGGGCUCCAAUGUGUCACUGGUCCUGGACAUGACUUCCCUAAGCACCACAGAGCCCAUUCAAUCAGUCUCCACACCUAGAGAUGUAACAGUGCAGCUCCUGAACACAGCCAGCCAUGUUCUUUCUCAGAAAAUGCUCCAGGAGCAGAGCUGGGGACUGGAGCAACUUCAAGAGGAGUUUGCGAAAAUCCCAUCAAACUUUAUUAGUCCCGAAGAGCUGGACAUCCCUGGACGAGCUUCAAAGGACAGAUACAAAUCCAUUCUACCAAAUCCCCAGAGCCGUGUCUGCCUCAAAAGAACUGAGAGCCAAGAAGAGGAGUGUUACAUCAAUGCAAACUACAUCCGGGGUUAUGCUGGGCAAGAGAAGGCCUACAUUGCCACACAGGGACCCAUGCUAAAUACAGUUAAUGACUUCUGGACAAUGGUGUGGCAGGAAGAAUCUCCUCUCAUAGUUAUGCUCACCAAACUCAAGGAAGAGAAAGAGAAAUGUAUCUGUUACUGGCCUGAAACAGAGGCAACGUAUGGGUCUUUCACUAUCCAACUUCAAGGCAUUUGCAAAUGUGACGAAUACACCAUCCGUAACUUUAUGCUACAGAUCAAAGACAAGUGUCGUACUGUGAAGCACAUUGUCUUCUCAUCCUGGCCAGACCAAAAGACUCCAGAAUCAGCCAAGACACUUUUGCACUUGAUUUCAGAGGUGGAGAAAAUCCAGCAGGCCUCAGAGAGCAUGGGACCUAUUGUGGUACAUUGUAGUGCUGGAAUUGGCCGGACUGGCUGCUUUAUUGCUGCACAGAUUGGAUGCCAGCAACUGAAGGACAAAGGAGAAGCAGAUAUUUUGGGGAUAGUCUGCCAACUUCGCAUAGACAGAGGUGGAAUGAUACAAACCAGUGAACAAUACCAGUUCCUCCACCAUACUUUGGCCAUGUAUGCUUCACAGCUUCCUGAGAUCACAGACUCCUGAUGACAUCUUUUUGUUUGUCUGCUACUUGAUCCUUGGCUUAUAGUGCUGACAGCAUUGUAGAAAAAACUAUUUAUAUUUCAACCAUAAUGUAUACAUGAAGAACUAUUGAGUUAUUGACUGAACACACUUGGAAUGCAUUUUUUUCUGAAACCAGACUUACAAUUUAAUUUUUUGUUUACUUUCUUAACAAUCUGUGUAAAACCAAAUCUUGCUUUCAGGUUAAUUGAAAAUAGUUUAUUCCAGAUACAUGACUGAUAAUUGAAUUCACUACCCCAAAAUAUAUUAUAUCAUCCUAGUAGACCAAGCUUGCUGUAAUUGCAAAAAUAAAAGAGGUCAUAUUUCAUCAUAAUGGAAAGCUAGCCUCAUGGGUAUAUGGCAAGCCUCAUAUAACGUUUCUAGGCUGAGCUAUACUAAAGGCCUGGUUGAGACAAGAUGCUGUUUUAAGAAAAGCCAUAAUAUAAAUAAGUUUUCCACAUCUGCCAAUCCUAUUGACAUGCAGUGAUCAUGGAGAAUAUCCCAUUCUUGUGUGAACAUCAACACACAGUGAUCUUAUUCAGAACAUCUAGUAUCUUAAUGCUAUCUAUAACUGGAAUGGUGCAAAUGAUAAGUGCUUUUAAACAUGGCCAGGCAAAGAUGGGAAAUUUAUAUAGGCCAUCUAGUCUACAUGCUUUUAGCCAGAAGGUGGAUGCAGAGUAGAAUGAAGGGUGAACCCUGGCACCACAAUAAUUGGAAAGAGAAAGCUAAUUAGGUAGACUUCCUGGAGGGUCUUUGCAAGUUGUAGCAACAUAUCAAUUAUGCCUUACAAAUUGCAGCAAGCUGCUGCUCUCCUAGCCAAACUGGAAAAUUUGCACCCUCAUCCCUUCCUGCCCCAAGAAAAUUGGAGACUUAGGUUAGGCCUUGAUAUCUAACAACUCUGUUGUCUACAACACACUUCAACAGAUGCAGUCCAUGGAAAUAUAUGCCAAAUAAAAUGGAUUAGUCUUUAAAAUUUUGUGGGUUUUCCCCCUGAAUUAACUAACAUUAUUAUUUGCAUAUGAUCCUCCUCUCCUUCUGUAGUCACUAAUCUACCACCACCAUCCCCUUUCCUCUGAGCAUUCCUGGAGUAGAUAAUGAUUUAGAAAUUUAUCUUCCCCCUGGAAUGGUUGAAGUUUCUUUGGCAAAGAGAACUCUCAGUUGGGUAUGUGCAACAAAUAUUUUCUUCUUACAUCUGCAGGUGUUCUGUUUCUCCCUAAGUAUUCUAUAAAACAAAGCUAUAUGUUUUGUUGCAUCAAUAGCUAUGGCAUUCGUCUGGCUUUGGACAUGUAUAUUUCCCCUCCAAAUCUCCUCCUUUGAAUCCAGAAGACAUUUCUUUUGAAUUGCUUUCAUUAUGCUGAUUGUGCAUAAAGAAACAAAUAUAGAA